Calypte anna (Anna's hummingbird) is the source of this 3210-nucleotide messenger RNA. RefSeq names its product DENN domain containing 1B (gene DENND1B). The record is from RefSeq and is a predicted model, not a curated record. Gene Ontology annotation, biological process: endocytic recycling; endocytosis. Gene Ontology annotation, cellular component: nuclear speck; cytosol; intracellular membrane-bounded organelle. Bases 74 to 2434 code for a protein of 786 amino acids. Gene Ontology annotation, molecular function: phosphatidylinositol phosphate binding; guanyl-nucleotide exchange factor activity. The transcript is spliced from 23 exons. Lineage: Eukaryota; Metazoa; Chordata; Aves; Apodiformes; Trochilidae.
CCUCGCCCCCGCCGGGCGGGGCGCUUCUCCCUGGGGGGCGCUGGAGCAGCCGCCGGGAGCCCGCGAUGUGACCAUGGACAGCAGGUUCAAGGAAAAUCCAGAACGUACCUUUGAUUUGGUACUGCAAGUAAAAUGCCAAGCAUCUGAAAAUGAAGAUCCAGUGGUACUGUGGAAGUUCCCAGAGGACUUUGGAGACCAGGAAGUACUGAAUAGCGUUCCAAAGUUCUGCUUUCCUUUUGACAUUGAAAGGGUGUCCCAGAACCAGGUAGGACAGCAUUUCACCUUCGUGCUCACCGACAUUGAAAGUAAGCAAAGGUUUGGAUUUUGCCGCUUGACGUCAGGAGGCAAGGUCUGCCUCUGUAUUUUAAGUUAUCUACCAUGGUUUGAAGUCUACUACAGGCUCCUAAAUACCCUGGCAGAUUAUUUGGCUAAAGAACAGGAAAAUGACUCAAAUGAUUUGUUAAAAUCAUUGUACAGCCAUCCUGUGCCAAAGGCGAAUGCUUUAGUCAGUUUAAGUGUGAACCAAGAGCUGAUUUUUGCAAGUGAGCAAGUUUUGAAAAAACAGCCUUGUCUUGUGUCGCACUCGUAUUUCAUUACUCCUGAUACAACUGGAUUGCCAACAAUCCCUGAAAGCAGAAACCUCACUGAAUAUUUUGUUGCUGUGGAUGUGAACAACAUGCUGCAACUUUAUGCCAGUAUGUUGCAUGAGAGACGAAUCAUUAUUACCUCUAGCAAACUAAGCACUUUAACUGCUUGUGUUCAUGCGUCAGCUGCAUUGUUAUAUCCAAUGUAUUGGCAACACAUUUACAUCCCAGUGCUUCCUCCACAUCUUCUGGACUACUGCUGUGCACCGAUGCCUUAUCUAAUUGGCGUCCACUUAAGCUUAAUAGAGAGGGUAAAAAAUAGGUCACUGGAGGAUGUGGUUUUGCUAAAUGUGGACACAAACACUCUAGAAACUCCUUUUAAUGACCUUAGCAACCUACCUGGUGAAGUGGUCUCGGCCUUGAAAAAUAAACUGAAAAAGCAGUCUACAGCUACGGGGGAUGGAGUAGCCAAGGCCUUUCUGCGGGCACAGGCAGCACUGUUUGGAUCCUAUAGAGAUGCACUAAGAUACAAACCAGGAGAGCCCAUAACUUUCUGUGAGACUAGUUUUGUGAAGCAUCGUUCCAGUACUACUAAGCAGUUCCUGGAAACAGCUGUUAAUCUUCAACUGUUUAAACAGUUUAUUGAUGGUCGUCUAUCAAAAUUAAAUGCAGGAAGAGGAUUCUCUGAUGCGUUUGAAGAAGAAAUCACUGCAGGAGGCUUUUGUGGAGGAAAUUCAAGAUCUUACCAGCAAUGGGUGAAUACAGUGAAGAAAGGUGGUGCAUUGAUCAAUACAGCAAUGACCAAAGCCACUCCAGCUGUGAAAACAGCAUAUAAAUUUGCAAAAAACCAGGCAAGGCAAGGAAUAAAAGAAGUGAAGAGUAAGUUAAAACACAAGGAGAGUGAAGAGCAUGGAACUUGCAGUGCUGGUGCAGGGCAGACUGUUCCCCUUUACACAUCACAUUAUGAGAAAAGAGCAAACUCUGAAAAACGAAGACUGGCACAGACCCGUUUCAACCAGCAUCUCAGUAAUCAGGAGUUUGCUUUGGAUGAAGAUGAUGAUGAUGAAAUGGAGAGAACAAGCAAGUUAUCAUCAGAAGAUAGUGAAGAAGCUUCUGCUUACUUUUAUGAUAGUGAUGACUCUGGUGAAACUAGAAUAACUCCUCAUCAUCAAGGAGAAAUGGACCUGCUUGGGGAGAUUCUGGACACGCUAAGCACACACAGUUCAGAUCAAGGGAAGCUUUCUGGAGCUAAGAGCCUGGAUUUUUUUAGGUCAAUGGAUGACAUUGAUUACAAGACUGAGAACAAGUCAAAUGCACCAAGUGAGAGCAACCUUACCCUGCUCUGUAGCAGUGCCAGUGAUCAUGCAGAGUGGAACCUUGGCCAGGAUGACAGUGUCCUCCGUGGGAAGCAGCUGCCCCCAUCACCAAGGAAGCCAGUUCCUUCUGGUGGCCAUAGAGAAUCUCUCUCCAGGUUGGAAGAAGAAAGUAGUGAUAAAACCUUUAUUCCUGACAAGAUGAACACCACCAGUAUGACAGCCCCCUCUCCAGUACAAUCCAGUGCCCAGUUUGCUUCCCUGGAAAGUCUCAAAGCAGGUUAUUCUUCCUAUAAAUAUGCAAAGCAGAAUGAAACACUAAGCAAUACCUCAGAACAGCUCCCAGCAAAUCUUGCUCAAAAUCCAUCCAUUUUGGUCCCUUGGGAGAAAGAUGGGAAAGAAGGAACUGGAGCUCCAGAAGAGGGUGGGCUGCUUCAAGAAGUGGUGUCAUUAUGUAAACUGAGCUCUGCUUUUCACUAUGGUUUAAAUAUUUCAGAGGAUAGCUUAUCCAGUAGUAGCAGGGGAAAUAAAACGUGAGAAAGCUAUGAGAAGAGAAACUUGACUCCCAUCAGAAGUUAAUGGGAGACUACUCAGGACUCCAUAUAACUCCAUAUAACGUGAUAACCAAAAGAUGAAAAAUUAAUAAGAUAGAUUAUAAAAAUAAUUCUCUUCAUUUGAGUAUGCAUUUGCUGCCAUUGGUACAUCUCUUCUUGGUUUACCCAGUACAUUUGUUGGCUGUAGUUAAAUCCACAAAAUGGAACUCUAUAUAUGAAUGCACUCUUAAAUCAGGUACUAAUUAGUCUCUGUGUAUGGUGCUUCUUAGCAUUUGCUUCCUCUAAGCAACAGAAAAUGUUUCACCUAACAGGUAACCAGCUUUUGAAGGUACUCUAUUCAUCCCAUAAAGCAUGAAAUGAACACAGCAAUCUGAUUUGUCUGAAAUGUACAAAUGUUACUAUUUGUAAUCAAUAAUAAUUGCCUUAAUCUUUUGAGAAGGGGUUUCACUAUCUUAGAAGAUGAAUGCCAAUCUGCAAAACAGCAAUAAUGAUUUUCAAUGGCAAGAAUUUGCUUCAGCAAAGCAGGGGUAAAAGGAAACUUUUUUUAGAUUAAGGAAUUUCUUGUGAAUAUAACUUGGAACUUACUCCAAACUAAAACUGUUGCCCUGUCUUCCAGACUUCAGAAAGGCAGCAAGUGCAUGCUUUUCUCUCUUCUGUAAAGUACAUGAAGUAAUGACAAUAAUGUGACAUUUAUUGACUUCUGUUUACGACUAAGACACUUUAAAGACAUAAUAUCUGGUUUCCCUACAUAGAAUCUUA